AAUUCGUUUUUAGAAGGCCUGUGUUGUACAACAUGCUGCGUCAAUGUAGGGAAUGACAGGUUUUCGUUAGUUAUGCAUUAUCGCUCAGAGUGGCAUAAAUACAACCUACGGCGGAACUUACGUGGGAAGCCAGUUAUUUCUGAAGAAGAUUUUGAGAAAUUAGUUUCGGAAGAGGAUGAAUCAAGUUCUUCGUCUUCUGAUUCUUCGCGCGAAGAAAUAGGUUUACGGUUCUUUGAGGGAGCCCGCGAGUAUUUUGUUCAUGACGGGAAUGUGUAUUCUCUGUAUAAGUCGAUUUUGUUCAGGGAAGAGAAAGUGUCUCGCUCUGUAUUUAGCCGGCCUUUAAACUGCGGAAUUUUUUUAUUAGAGGCUGGCCAUUUUGCCGGAGCAGUUUUCAACGGUGAUGUUGUUAUCGCUAGUAAAACAUUUCAUCGAUACACAGUAAGAGCAAAACAAGGUGGAGUGCAAAGUUCUGCUGAUGCCAAAAGCGGAUCAGUUAAGAAGAGUGCUGGAGCUAAUCUACGAAGGUAUAACGAGAAAGCAUUGAAAGAAGAUAUCAAAGAGUUUUUUUCCAAGUAUUCUGGGAUCAUACAAGAAUGCCCGUUAAUAUUUUUGCGUGCUCCGAUGUAUAAUAGGUCUCUGUUCAUAUCUGACUCGCUUAAAGAUUCUCCAUUUCUUAAGUCUGAUGAACGUUUGAGAACGAUCCCAUUUGCUACUCGUAGACCAUCGGCGGACGAGUUAAUGCGAGUAUGGCAUUCUUUAAGAGUAGUAACAGAUCAUGGCAAGAUUGAUGAUUUUCGCAGUGAACUAAGAGAAAAAGCAGAGGCGAAAAGGAAAAGAAACAAUGUUCAAAAGCUGCGCCAUUGUUUUAAAAAAGAGAGUCGUUUACGUGAUUUGUUGAGACCUGAGAAGCUCAGUUCCGAAGUUUCACCGAUAGAGCAGACUUGUAAGAAGGCUCUUCCUGAGGAAAGCGAACAUGUGUUUGCUAAAUCUGCUGAAUCAGAUCAGCUAACUCCAGAAGAGAAACAGAGGGCGUAUGUGGCUGUUCGGACUAAUUCUGUGGAAAAACUCAAUGAAUUGUUAAAUUCAGACAGACGCCCAAAAGUUCUCGACUACUUGAAAUUCGCUUACUUUCUGCCUGAGAGGUCUUCUUUGCUUCAUAUUGCUGCGAAACGUGGCGCGGAAAGUGUUUUACGGGAACUACUUCAUAUCGGUUGUGACCCCUGUGUAAAGGACGUUUCAGGAUUAGUUGCGUAUGAGGUUGCAAGUGAUUCUAAAGUGAGACGGGUAUUCAGCGAGCACCGUGCAGGAAAUCCCAAUCAGUGGAAUUGGACUGUCGCUUGUGUUCCGAAGUUGAAGGAUCCUACUAAGGAAAAAUUGCAGAGAGAGGCUGAAAAAAGAAAGAUUCAAAAAGAACGAAGAAAGAUGCGAUUGAGGGCUAAGAGGGAAGAAGAGAAAAUUGAAAAAGAGUUACAGGCAGAAAGAGAUGUUUUCCUUGCUCUUCCGGAUAAGGAAAAGUGUGCCUUAGCUUUUGAGAGACGUUUGCCAGUGUCACUGCAACACACAUCCGAAUUGGUUCGAGAGGAUGGAAAUCGCUGUUUUCAAGGAUUCGGUUUUGUAAUGAACUUGGAAGUGAAGUUAACCGUGGUUGAAUCAGGAAAAUAUGUUUCGAUGAAGGCCUCAUUAAGGGUUGUCGGUCAGAAAUAUUUUACUCGAUCGAUUAGUGAGAUGCAGGAGAAGUACUUGACGGAACCAUGUAUUUGUGUAGACGAACUUGACCGUCCAUUGAGAAAGAUGUCAAAACGUGAUUGCCACAUUUCUGAUACUAUGGUACUGCACCGGGCUUUCAGUGUUUUCCUUUUCACAACCAACGGAUCAUUACUAAUGCAAAAGAGGUCUAAAGAAAAAAUAACAUUUCCAUCUCUCUGGACAAAUACUUGUUGUAGCCAUCCUUUAUGGACAGAUUCCGAGAUGGGUGAAUCUGACAGUUUUACGGGCGUCUGUCGUGCUGCUCAAAGAAAGUUGAAACAUGAGUUGGGAAUCAAUGUCAGAUCUAUUGAUGAAAUGCAUGUGAUGGGUCGCUUUCUUUAUAAAGCCAUGAGCGACACCCAGUGGGGAGAAAAUGAGAUGGAUUAUGCUAUUGUUAUCCCAAAUUUCUAUGAUACGACUGUUAAAAUAAAUAAAGAUGAAGUGGAGCAAAUUGCGUUCGUACACAGGGACGAAUUUGACGCUUGGAUGGGUGGCAAGGAGUUUUCACCAUGGUUCUCAAUGUUCACGAAGCAUCAGUAUCUAUUUACCUGGUGGGACAACUUGAGUCGCCUUCAUGCCUUUCAAGAUCUCAAAACAAUACGUCGACUAAACUAG
Messenger RNA from Enterobius vermicularis (human pinworm), 2361 nucleotides. The record is from the annotation of a GenBank genome assembly. Lineage: Eukaryota; Metazoa; Nematoda; Chromadorea; Rhabditida; Oxyuridae.